AUGGCAGACGAUACGCGACAACAGUCUCAAGCUCCUAAAACCACCCCCGAGGAUCUCUCACGCGAGGCGUUGACUGUCAAUCCCGAGAAUAAGGCCUUCACUGGCACCCAAUGGCAAGGCGGAAAGCAGAUACCGUAUAAGCCAAACGAGAAUGCGAAUCUCAUGGCGGGAGGAACGCAGCAUACUGCGGGUGGAAAAGAGCCGGAGGUCACAUUCAUGAACGCGUUACAAGUUGGGCAGCCCAUUACAGAGCUACACAAGCGGCCUUGCGUACGAGAUGCGCUUUUGACUGGGAUGGGUGCUGGCUUUGCGUUAGGAGGUGGACGGUUGAUAUUUGGAGCGACGAUUAUGAAGGCCUGUAAUCUGGCUGUGGGAUCAUUUUGUGUCGGCGCGGCUGUCAAUUACCAAUACUGCCUGUACAAGAGGCAGGCAGAGAAAGAGGGGAUGAUACGUGCCGUAGAAAUUUUGAACAAAAAAGAUAUGGAGAAGAAGGCGAGAGAGCAGCGGAAAGAGAGUCAGCGACAGGAGCUGCGAGAGGCGAAGGAGAAAGAGCAGGAUGCUCAGUAUGCAGCUCUCAAGGAGAAGGACAGCGGAGGGAAGUCUUGGUGGAAAGUGUGGUGA
Molecule: messenger RNA, 621 nt
Organism: Zasmidium cellare ATCC 36951
Lineage: Eukaryota; Fungi; Ascomycota; Dothideomycetes; Mycosphaerellales; Mycosphaerellaceae
Exons: 2
Coding region: 1-621 (206 amino acids)
Biological process (GO): mitochondrial respiratory chain complex IV assembly
Cellular component (GO): mitochondrion; mitochondrial inner membrane
Source: RefSeq, a predicted model, not a curated record